AUGGCGCCUCCAUCUUUCCGUGACCUUCUUGGCAUGCCCGCCUCUACGGCUUCGACUAGCGACUCUGCCCUUCUCAUCAUUGACGCCCAAAAUGAAUAUUCAUCCGGCGCACUUACCGUAACAAAUGCCGCAGCAAGCGGAAAGGUUAUCGCCGACCUUCUCGACAAGUACCGCAAAGCAAACGGCAAGAUCAUCCACAUCCUGCACCAGACACCCGAAGGCGCACCCGUCUUCACGCCUGGCACUGACCUGGCGGAAGAGUUCAAGGAGGUCAAAGCACAGGACGGAGAAGAGAAGAUCUGGAAAAACUACCCCGGAUCCUUUGAACAGACGUCUCUGCAUGAGACAUUAGAGAAGAUGGGUGUUAAGAAGCUUGUCCUGACUGGUUACAUGGCACACGUCUGCGUGUCUACAACUGCACGUGAGGCUUUCCAGAAGGGAUACGAAGUCGUUCUGGUAGAGGAUGCCAUCGGCGAUCGUGAUAUACCUGGUGUUAAGGGCGACGAGGUCACCAGGGUGGCGCUGGCAGAGCUAGCGGAUGUGUUUGGCACAGUUGUCAAGAGCGCUGAUAUUAAGUAG
This is a messenger RNA of Alternaria incomplexa, 579 nucleotides long. RefSeq lists its product as uncharacterized. NCBI's taxonomy places the organism in Eukaryota, Fungi, Ascomycota, Dothideomycetes, Pleosporales, Pleosporaceae. The transcript has 3 exons. The record is from RefSeq and is a predicted model, not a curated record. The coding region runs from base 1 to 579 and encodes 192 amino acids.